AUGGCAACUCUUCUCAAGAAACCACUGAAGCUAGCCCUCAUCCAAUUGGCUUCCGGGGCCGACAAGACUGCAAAUCUAAGUCAUGUCCGUACCAAAGUCCUCGAAGCCGCCAAAGCCGGCGCCUCACUCAUUGUUCUUCCCGAAUGCUUUAACUCGCCAUACGGCACGCAAUACUUUUCCAAAUAUGCCGAAACACUGCUUCCGUCGCCGCCUACGAGGGAACAGUCUCCUUCUUAUCACACCCUAUCAGAGCUAGCCAUUGAGGCGAAAUCAUAUCUGGUUGGAGGCAGCAUUCCGGAACUAGAGCCUGAGAGUAAGAAGUACUACAACACAUCCCUUGUAUUCUCGCCUACGGGGGCAUUGAUCGGCACUCAUCGCAAGACCCAUUUGUUCGAUAUUGAUAUCCCAGGAAAGAUUACGUUCAAGGAGAGCGAAGUCCUCUCUCCCGGAAACAAGAUCACCAUUAUAAAUCUGCCAGAGUACGGGAAGAUUGGACUCGCAAUCUGCUAUGAUGUGCGUUUCCCCGAGUUAGCGAUGGUUGCUGCCCGCAAGGGCGCUUUUCUGCUUGUUUACCCCGGUGCAUUCAACACGACUACGGGGCCUAUGCACUGGUCUCUACUGGGACGUGCGCGAGCAGUGGACAAUCAGGUCUACGUAGCCUUGUGCAGCCCUGCUAGAGACAUCAAAGCGACCUAUCAUGCCUACGGUCACAGCCUGGUUGCUAGCCCGAAUGCCGAUAUUCUCGGAGAGUUGGAUGAAAAGGAGGACAUCGUCUAUGCUGAUUUGAAUAACGAGACCAUUGAGACCUCCAGGAAGGGUAUUCCUGUGUAUACGCAACGUCGUUUUGACGUCUACCCCGAUGUUAGCGAAGGCAAUGUUGUAAUCGGAGAGUAA
This is a messenger RNA of Talaromyces atroroseus, 894 nucleotides long. RefSeq names its product Hydrolase. The record is from RefSeq and is a predicted model, not a curated record. Gene Ontology annotation, molecular function: omega-amidase activity. The transcript has 2 exons. Gene Ontology annotation, cellular component: mitochondrion. Lineage: Eukaryota; Fungi; Ascomycota; Eurotiomycetes; Eurotiales; Trichocomaceae. Gene Ontology annotation, biological process: L-glutamine metabolic process; oxaloacetate metabolic process. Bases 1 to 894 code for a protein of 297 amino acids.